Messenger RNA from Echinops telfairi (small Madagascar hedgehog), 1535 nucleotides. It is a transcript of the gene ZFP36L2, whose product is annotated as ZFP36 ring finger protein like 2. The record is from RefSeq and is a predicted model, not a curated record. The transcript has a single exon. NCBI's taxonomy places the organism in Eukaryota, Metazoa, Chordata, Mammalia, Afrosoricida, Tenrecidae. The annotation marks the transcript as partial.
GCGCUGCUCUACGGGGCCGGGGGCGCCGAGGACCUGUUGGCACCGGGCGCGCCGUGCGCCGCCUGCUCGGCGGCCUCGUGCGCCAACAACGCCUUCGCCUUCGGCCCGGAGCUGAGCAGCCUCAUCACGCCCUUGGCCAUCCAGACGCACAACUUCGCCGCCGUCGCCGCCGCCUACUAUCGCAGCCAGCAGCAGCAGCAGCAGGGCCUGGCGCCCCCCGCGCAGCCCCCGGCGCCCAGCGCGCCCCUGCCAGCCGGCGCCGCCUCGCCGCCCUUCAGCUUCCAGCUGCCGCCCCGCCUGUCGGAGUCGCCGGUGUUCGACGCGCCCCCCAGCCCCCCGGACUCGCUGUCGGACCGCGACAGCUACCUGAGCGGCUCCCUGAGCUCGGGCAGCCUCAGCGGCUCCGAGUCCCCCAGCCUCGACCCCGGCCGGCGGCUGCCCAUCUUCAGCCGCCUGUCCAUCUCCGACGACUGAGGCCGGAGGGCGCCGGCGAGGAGGGGGGUGGGGGGCAGCAAAGGCCUUGGAUCGGGGCGAAGGGGCGCUGGAAGGCGCCCCUGGAAGACCCCGGCCCCCCGCUGCGGGGGAGGAACGAGACUGCAGGCCGGCGGGUGGAGCACUUGGACUGAACUCUGCUGGGAGCGGCCCCCACCCCUCCCCUUUCGGUUUCCUCUCUCUUUUGUUGUUGUUUUUUGUUGUUGUUAUUUUUAUUAUUAUUCAGAAAUGUCAUUCUUGUUGAGCAAAAAAAGCCAACGAACAUUUCGUAUCCAUGAACAAAAAUAUUCACAACAAGGCAGUUGUGAUGCGAAUAGAACAAAACCCAACACUUGAACCAUUCGUCGGUCUCGGAUGUUUGGGACUUUAGGGGAAGAAGAAGCACCAGCAGCUACCAACCACCAUUCCAUCUCAACUUGAAAAGCGUUAGUCACACGGUCCCCAUGCGGAACUCGGUCUGGAGGAGGGGAGGGGUUCCGAGUGUUUGUCUCAGACCAGUGUCAACAAACCAGCCAGCCCCACCACCUUACUGAACCUCCCUCAAGCUUCUAGAAUCCAAUAUUCUGCCAAGAAUAUGCCUUGAUAGUAGCCCUCGGCCUUAACGUUUGUUUUUUAUAUAUAUUCUAUAUAAAAAGUUUAUAUCUCAAAAACUGUUGCAUUCCAAAGUUUCAGACUGGUUUCCUGUAGAGUCAUCCUGCCUGCCCCUCUGGCAGCCUUGGACAGAGCUUAGUUGUUUGUUGGGGAGUAACUGCUGAUUUUUUAGCUGUUUUGAGCUGAUUCGCACCACUGCACCACAACUCAAUAUGAAAAACUAUUUAACUUAUUUAUUAUCUUGUGAAAAGUAUACAUUGAAAAUUUGUUCAUACUGUAUUUAUCAAGUAUGAUGAAAAGCAAUAGAUAUAUAUUCUUUUAUUAUGUUAAAUUAUGAUUGCCAUUAUUAAUCGGCAAAAUGUGGAGUGUAUGUUCUUUUCACAGUAAUAUAUGCCUUUUGUAACUUCACUUGGUUAUUUUAUUGUAAAUGAGUAAAAAAAAUCUUAAUUUAA